GGCCGAGCCGAGCCGAGCCGAGCCGAGCCGAGCUGAGCCGAGCCGAGCCGAGCCGGGCUGGGCCGGGUCGGGUCCAGUCCAGUCCAGUCCAGUCCAGACCAGUCCCGUCGGUCACGGAGUUCUGCGCGCUUGUGCCCGCUGUCUAAAGGCCCCGGGCACUCACGGACCGGACAAACAGCAACAGCCCUGGGCAGGACCCAGCGCCCCAUCCGUCUGCACCAGGCCUCGCUUUCCAGGUGGUUCCAUCAUGGAUGAAACUGUGGCUGAGUACAUCCGAAGAACUGUGCUAAAAAUCCCAAGGGAUGAAAUCAAGACGGUGCUAGAGAAAUGGGGCUUUCUCUCUGAGGCACAACUGCAGACUCUAAAUUUCCAUCAGAUAAAGGACAGCAUUUCUCAUGACGUUGUUCAACUCUGUGAGGAAAAUUCUGCAGACAUAAAACAAGCAGCUGUUCUAGACAUAAUUUACAACCACAUCUACCAAAACAAAAGAAUGUGGAGUGUUUACCAGAUGAAAAAAUCAGGAGAAGAAUUGGAAUAUUUUGACAUAACAGAUUUCAAAAAAAAGUUUAAAGGAAGACUUCGGUCAGCCUUGAAAAAUGUCACCAUCACCUUUAAGGAAUACGAGGAUAAUGCAAUCUGGAUUAGAGUUGCCUGGGGAACACCAUAUAAAAAACCAAACCAGUACAAACCCAGUUAUGUUGUGUACCAUUCACAGACUCCUUAUGUCUUCAUUUCUGCCUCAGUGCUGAAGAGCAACUUGCCUCUGCUGUGUCAGGCCCUGAUUGUUGCUUCCAAUUACCAUGACAUCCGUGAAAUGGAGCUUCGAAGUCAUUCUUUAAACUCCCUUAAAGAUAUUGUGUUUAAGAGAUAUAGCCAGAACUUCCAAACUUACUAUGCAAAACCUCUGCAAGGAGGGAAUGUAGAAUCAGAAAGUGCAGAUAUAAGGAUAGUUCAAGAAAACAGAAGUGAGAAAGAAAGAAUCCACAGACUGAACUGGGAAGUUUUUGGUGGUGGUCCUCAACCAAAACUCGAAUUUGCACAAUACAGGCUUGAGACAAUGUUGAAAAGUGAUCCUAGAAUGGGUGUUUUGGAUAAAAAAGAACCAUUCAGAUGUUUGGUCAAGUUUUCUAGUCCACAUCUCUUAGAAUCGCUGAAAUCUUUGGCACCAGCGGGUGUGGCUGAUGCACCAGUUUCACCACUCCUUACAUGCAUACCACAUAAAGCUAGGAAUUAUUUUAAAAUUAGAGAGAAAAAAGGUUUAUUUCCAGAAAGUUUUGUAAGCCCUUAAUUUAAAACUGAUUCAUAGAGAAAUAUGCAACUCAUUUAUUGCUGGUGUUAAUCUAAAAUGAUCAUAAGCUUUUAAAAAAUAACUUACUCUUUGUUAAUACCUUAAAGUUUUUUCCAAAUUAUGGCUCGUCCUUGAAUUAUUUUUCCGCAGCUGUCUUUAACAGAAGUUAACCUUAACUAAUAAAAAAGCUAAUUGGAAUGUUUAAA
Molecule: messenger RNA, 1494 nt
Organism: Corvus hawaiiensis (hawaiian crow)
Lineage: Eukaryota; Metazoa; Chordata; Aves; Passeriformes; Corvidae
Gene: CENPN
Product: centromere protein N
Exons: 11
Coding region: 248-1288 (346 amino acids)
Biological process (GO): chromosome segregation; CENP-A containing chromatin assembly
Source: RefSeq, a predicted model, not a curated record